Messenger RNA from Mesocricetus auratus (golden hamster), 3078 nucleotides. RefSeq names its product PCNA-associated factor-like. Gene Ontology annotation, cellular component: nucleus. The coding region runs from base 2185 to 2481 and encodes 98 amino acids. The record is from RefSeq and is a predicted model, not a curated record. Gene Ontology annotation, biological process: translesion synthesis; regulation of cell cycle. NCBI's taxonomy places the organism in Eukaryota, Metazoa, Chordata, Mammalia, Rodentia, Cricetidae. The transcript has a single exon. Gene Ontology annotation, molecular function: chromatin binding.
GCUGACCAGAGUGUUGCCUGAGUGCAUCUUGCCAGGUAACAGGGCAGGCCAGCGUAAUGCCUGAACCUUUCACUUCCUCCACCCAUUUUUGAUAAUGGGUAUGUCUCUUGUUGUGUAGAUCCAGGGCAGGUAUCCACAAAAUGUUGUGAGUUCAUAAUUAACAUGGUGUGUCUUACCUAGAGAUGACACUUUACAGACCUUCUCCAACUCUUAACACUCUUCUCAUAGUGUCCCCCACGCCUCAAAGUGGAUGGUAUCGUAUCUUAUAUAGGGUUGAGAAUAUGUUAUCCCCUAAUCUCAGCAAUUUGUGCAGCCAUGGGUAUUUGCAUUCACUGUUUCAGUAGAGAGUUCCCUAGUAAAGGUCAAGUGUAGCAUUUGUCUAUGGUCAUAUUUAGAAGACAGUUUGAUGCUAUGUCAGCUUUGCUAAGCAACAUAUUGAGUUCCAUCCUACGACCAAACACUUGCUCUGGCAUUUUUUUAUAUUGUUAUUAUUAUUUACCAGGUUUAAUGUACCAGGCAGGGAAUCUCUUUGGAAAGAGUAUCCAAUCCAAUAAUAUAUGCUCUGUGACAUCAUAAAGUAAUGUCUGAUAAAAGCAAGGCUCUUGCUUGCCUAUUGAGGGAAUUAUAGUAGUAUAGAGACCAGUUGGAAUCAAAUACUCUGGGAUCUGGAGUAGUCAGUCAUAAAUUCUUCCUGGCAAACUGGAGUACUGAAGACAUCAAUAUUUCAACCCCCUCUAGCUAACACACACCAUUAUGUCCUAUCACAGUUGGAAGGGGGCUCUGGGCUAGGCCUCUAUCUACUGAGAAAUCCAACAAUUAAGUUCCCUCAUACAAGAAUUAUAGUAAAAUAUUUCACAAAUAACAAAUUGUAUACAUUUAUAGUGAUGUAGACAAUCUCUAGCAGAAGUACUUUGCAUUUCAUUUUGAAAAUCAGAUUCGUGAAAUUUAUAAGAUAAUUCCCUUCUGUUGUUCAAAACAUAUUUUAUGUAUUAGUAGCCUUUAGCUGAAAAGAAAAUUAAUUUUCCUUUUUAUGUGUAAUAUAGGAAAGUACAUUUGUAUAUUUAUUGAUGUGAACUGGUAAAACAUUUAAUAUGAUCAUCUAUAAAACUGAAUUUGAGGCUCAGGGUCACUGUGGUUAGCAAAAAAACUGAGUUAGUGUGUCUGUGGGAUUCCUCCCUCCUUUGGUUUCAGAGAGACCAUUACUUGUGUCUGGUAUGUGAGUCAGAAUGACUUUCUUUUGCUAGUAAAUGCGUGACAACAAAACCAGAAUGUAAUUGUCAGUGGCCACAACCUUUCCUUCUCAAAAACGUCUUUCCUGUCACUCUUAACCCUGCAAUGCUGAAAUCUGGGAGUGCUCACAGCUAACACAAUUAUAUUGCCAAGUUUCCUGAUAACAGUGAUUUUAGUAAGUGAAAAUAGAAAAAUGAAACAUGCAAAAUUUUUAAUUAAAUUUACUUAUUUUUGUAUGUAUUCAGGGGUGGGGUAGGGAGUUGUUAAUGUGCCUUAGUGCCUGUGUGGAGGUCCAAGGACAAUUUGGUUCUUCCCUUCUGUAUGUGAGUUCCUGGUAUGUACACUCGGCUCAUCAGGUUUACUGGAGAGCACUUAUAUCCCCUGAACUAUCUCACUGGCUGGGAGUGAGCACUUACCACAAUGGUGAAUAACGUAUGUAGCUUUUUCCAAAGUGAGACAGUCUGUAUUUACACUGCCAGAAUUCAUAAAUGGGAAAGCACAUGACAUGAGAGGUGAUUACUGUGAAGAGAAAGGUGUCAGCAGGCCAGUGUUCAGAAGUGCCAGCAUCAUCUGUGAGCUUUGUUAAUAGGUGAGAAUAUUUUGCUCUGUAAAGUCCACAUUAAAGUCAUGAUUUGGUGAAUUAAGGACGAUUUAUCUACCUUGAUAAGAACUGUAGACAUAGGUGAUACCUCCAGAAGUCCAGGAGAGCAUGGGAGCGUUAUUUGAAUGGAAAAGGGAAGACGUUUUAAAUAAUGGCUAUGUAGAAGGAAGUGCCAUGCUAAGAGUGGAACAAACAUACAUCACUAAGGUAUUGUUGAUUGUACUAGGGAAGGUAGAAAUAACCAUGAGAAAGAGGCCCAUUUAAACUAUGGCGGGAAGGUCAUUUUCGGGUUUUUGUUCAGUUAAGACAUCCGCAGCUGGGGAGUCGGUGCUAGUCGUGUCUUCCUGUGUCAAAUGCUGCGGAUCAAAGCAGACUAUGUUCCUGGAGCCUACAGAAAAGUGGUGGCUUCGCGAGCCCCCAGGAAGGUGCUUGGCUCCUCCACCUUCAUCACAAAUCCUUCAUCGUGUUCGUCGAGUAAAGCUGAACAUAAGCACGCAAGAGGGAAUCCAGUUUGUGUGCGCCCAACUCCAAAGGGGCAAAAAGGCACUGGAGAAUUCUUCAGGCUGUCCCAUAAAGACUCCGGAAAAGGGAACCGUGUUCCUGAAGAAGCGGGAUGCAGCAAACAGAAGAACAUGUCCUUUGCAACCUGAUCACACAGAUGAAGAAAAUGCAUAGUACUUACUCAUCUGAAUGUCUUCAGUUUACUUAGGUGUUCUGGGAUGUAAAUUUGAGUAGACAUGUUUGUUCAAUGGGCUUGUUGAAUAGGCAUUUAGUUAAGGGGGGGGCGCACUAAAAUUAAACCAUUCAAAAGCAACUGGCUAUAAAGGGGAGAAUUUUUAUAAUUUGUAAAUUAUAAUUGCAUACUUGAAUUUAUAAUGUCAUCUGAUGUGUUGCUUCUUUUACCCGUUAAGCUUUUUGCUAAAAUAUUGCAUGAUGUUCUAAUCACUAAUCUACUGUCUUUGAGAUUUGCUUAGAUCUUUGUUCUAAUACCAUUUUAUGGGAACUUGGUUAUUGAAAUAGUGUCAUUGUUAUAGCCUGUUUGCUUUAAAAAGUUGGCUUAGUCUUGUUCACAUUAAAGAAAUCAGUAUCAAUUAAAUUUAAUCUCUUGUCAUUUUUCAAGAUGGGGUUGCAAAGAGAAAAUGUUGAAAAAGUUAGUUGUAUAUUUUUUGAAGAAAAGUUAGCUGGGUGUGGUGGUACGCACCUUUAAUCCCAGUGUUUGGGAGGCAGAGGCAGGCUGUCUCUUUGAG